AUGCCUCAAAACAAACCCACAGAGUUCAUGGAUUCAGCCAUCUUCACGCUGCAUAACUACGCAUCCAGUCAGAGAGAGGAAUCUCUGCUGUUGCGGCUGUUGCAAACAGCAUUGCAGGAAGAGAUCAAGUACGUUAUGCGCUCUUUCAACCGUGGUGCCCGUGGUCAGAACGCACUGAGGCAGAUCUUGGCCCCAGUUGUGAAGGAAAUAAUUGAGGACGAAUCGCUCAACGUCAGAACGGAUCCAGUGGAUGUUUACAAGUGCUGGGUUAACCAGAUGGGAUCUCAGAAUGGUGAGGCCGGGAAGAAAAGCUUGAUGUCUGUGCCAAGGGAGACGUACACCGCACUUGCGCUGCCUGGACGAUGUGGAAACUGGAAAUUGUGGGGUGUGCUGAAGCAUGCCCUCUCAGCUUUCGCUCGUGGAAGCACAGAGCAAAGUGACAAGAAUCAGCUGCGAGUUCAAGGAAUUGUCUACCUUGUUCUGAUCUCCUGCCAGUUCCAGCUUGUCGUGCCUGCUGUGAUGGGCGUCGCGUGCAGCGAGAUCAGCUGUGGGCCUGACAUCACACGGAUGGAGGCUGAGAACAACGGGAAGCCCCGGCUGGUCCGUGAGGAGUCAUCUCUUAAUAUCCCAGCUAUUGCUGCUGCCCACGUUAUUAAGAGAUACGUUGCCCAGGCACCGGGUGAACUCUCCUUGGAGGUGGGAGACCUCGUGUGCAUCAUCGAGAUGCCGCCUCAGGAGCUGAGCCCCCGCUGGAGAGGCAAGCACGGCUUUCAGGUUGGAUUUUUCCCUGGUGAGUGUGUGGAGCUCAUUAACGGAAAAAUCCCAGAGUCUCUCAUCAAUUCAGUGCCAAAGCCAGUGCCAAAGAAGCGCGGCAAGCUCCUCACCUUCCUUCGUUCCGUGGUGAAGGCCCGCCCGAAGCAACGGAAAGAGCGGGAGGUGGAGAAGGAGAGGGUGUUUGGCCGUGACCUGGGAGAGCAUCUUCUCCACUCUGGUCGUGAUGUCCCCCAGGUCCUCCAGAGCUGCGCCGAGUUCAUCGAGCAGCAUGGCGUGGUGCAGGGGAUAUACCGCCUGUCCGGCGUGGCGUCCAACGUCCAGAGACUGCGCCAGGAAUUUGAGUCUGAGCAGGUUCCUGAGCUAACCGUCCGCGACGUUCACAGCGCGAGCUCCCUCUGCAAAAUGUACUUCAGGGAGCUCCCGACCCCCCUGCUGACCGACCAGCUGUACGACAAGUUCUCGGAUGCUGUUGGUGCCACUACAGAGGAGGAGCGGCUGGUCAGAAUGCGGGACGUCAUCCAGCAGCUGCCCGCUCCUCACUACAGGACCCUGGCGUAUCUGAUGAGACACUUGGCCUGUCUGUCUGCGCACAGCUCUGUCACCAACAUGCACGCUAAGAACUUAGCCAUUGUGUGGGCUCCAAACCUCCUAAGAUCACAGCAGAGCGAGUCUGCCUGCGCCAGCGGGAGAGCUGCCUGCACGGAACUGCAGACGCAGUCGGCCGUGGUGGAAUUCAUCAUCGCCCACACGGACGUCCUCUUCUGCUCCACAUCUGGACCUGACAUUGCAGAUGGAGCAGCGGCUCGGAUAAGCAAAUCUGAGAGAAACACAGCAGCUCCCCCGGACCUGUGA
Molecule: messenger RNA, 1626 nt
Organism: Tympanuchus pallidicinctus (lesser prairie-chicken)
Lineage: Eukaryota; Metazoa; Chordata; Aves; Galliformes; Phasianidae
Product: rho GTPase-activating protein 32-like
Exons: 15
Coding region: 1-1626 (541 amino acids)
Biological process (GO): regulation of GTPase activity; small GTPase-mediated signal transduction
Cellular component (GO): actin cytoskeleton; fibrillar center; Golgi apparatus
Molecular function (GO): GTPase activator activity; protein binding
Source: RefSeq, a predicted model, not a curated record